Molecule: messenger RNA, 3785 nt
Organism: Diabrotica balteata
Lineage: Eukaryota; Metazoa; Arthropoda; Insecta; Coleoptera; Chrysomelidae
Source: the annotation of a GenBank genome assembly
UAUUGUUGUUUGCACACAAAAUGUUUUACUUGUUUUACCAUUGAAAGUUAAAAAAUCAUUCAAUGUCACGUCCGAUUGGCAAAAAGACCAAGUUGUCUGUUAAAUCAAAGGAAAUUAUGGGCAAAAUUACGAAGAGUGUCGAAGAAAAAAUAACAGAAAUCAAGUCAAGAAACCAUGAGGAGGGUUCGCCACUUCACAGACCGAAAUCCGAUGCCCACAAGCCGGAUCUAAAAACGAUCGCAGACAGCAAGGAAAAUUCUAGCGUGUCGGAUUCCGAAGAUUUAUCCGAGAGUAGUAUAUCGAAGACUUGUGGCAUCGUUUCUACCACAGAAGGUGUGGAAAUGUCUAGUGACGAAGACACUCCAUCGUUAGAAAAAGAUAAGAAAGACGAAAAAUAUCUCUCUGUUACGCCCUCUAGCUUUAAACACAAAUUUCGAUUUUUUAAAAAGACACAUCAUGAAGAAGGAACGAUCAAAACCAACGACUUAUCCAAAUUGUACAACAUUAACACCGAAAACAUAGAACAGGCUCUACCAGAAGAUUCGGAGGGGGUAGAAAAUGCCGUUGAUGCGCUCGAAGAAUCUAACCUCAAGCCUGAGCCGUCACCUGUUAAAAUUUCGAAUGAGGAAAUCUUGAAAACAGUUGCUCAGAAAAUCAAUAAUGUAGAGAUCGACAGUGAGAAUGUGAUUCAUGUUAAAGAAGUGCAAGGUACUGAUAUUAGGGAAAAGUAUUUUGAUUGUAAAGAUGAGGAGAAAAUUGUUUUCGCGCCUACAGGUUUCGUGGAUUUGCGUCCUAUUGCAACUACGAAUCGUCCAUUUUAUAAUUAUUUAUCCGUACUAGUCCUACUGGCAUCCAUCCUUGUUUACAGCAUAAUACAGUAUUAUUCACCAUAUUCUGCCGGAUUAGUGUCGGGAGUGUUUCUUGUUACUAUAUUUUUAAAAGUUUAUUUCAAAUUGUAUCCCAGAAGUACGGAACAACCAGUAUCCACAAUGCCAAUGCUGUCGAAUAAGAUAUACGAAGUACAAGCUGUUAAAGAGUACCAACCGGUUGAGAAGUAUGAGGGUUGGCUAAAUGAAUAUCCUGAUAUAUACAACCACGAAACUUAUCAUAUAUCCAGGACCCAGUCAGUAUUCUUAAGGUUACAAGGUAAUCUACUAAGAAUCAGUCACGCUAAAAAUAAAGUAGCGAAACGGGCUAUGUGGAACGAAUCAGAGAUCAAGGCAAAUUUCACCCAGCACAGGAUAUACAAUAUGUUGGGUGCAAAGGUGUGUUUGUUACCAGAAGGGUUAGCUAAAAUAAGACAUUGGAGCAAAAAAUACCCAAUCUGUAUUACUUUAGCCAAAGAUCAAUUAUGUUUCGAUCAAGAACUUUUAUCGAAGAUGGAAGCCGACUUACAGAAAGACACUGAAAGCGAUAAUACUCGUUCCACAGACAAGGGUAAACUGUUCACUUCAUCAGGUAGGGAGAAAAAGGGAUUCAACAAGUUCAGGAAGAAAGAGUACCCCAUUUUGGCGCAGAGGUUUAGUAAAUUAACAGAAGGUGAAGAAUUCGAUCUAGAUUCAGAUUCCAGGGCUAGUACACCAUCAGCUGAUAUCUCGGAUAUAGCUGAUUCCCCUGCCCUAGAAGAUGAAGAACUCUUAAAUACAAAGGACGAUAAAAACGGAGAAAAUGGAGAGGAAACAAAUAGUUUGAUUGAUGAAUCUUCAACUCCUCCACAAGACACAAGCGAAAUAAAAAUUUAUUUGUUUGGACGAACCGACAGAGAGAAAGAAGACUGGUAUAGGAGAUUGUGUACCUCUACUCAUAGGGAAUUAGGCUUAUCUUCCUUAGAUUGUAGUACCCCCGAUUCCAAAGAUAAUCCUCUCUCGAGUCAUAUAGAAACUACUGAGUCCGAAUUGGAAUAUUUAAGAUAUAUGAGCGCCUUUAAGCCUUCCAGAAAGCAGACCAAGUCUCCCAAAGAAAACGAAAAAGGCGACACCGAACAAAAUUCAGACACAGAGGAUCAUAGAGAAGAUAGUAUUCUAUGGCUCAACGCCCUCAUUGGCCGAGUCCUUUUCGACUGUGUCAGAAACGACAGUUUUAUUGAUAAAGUCAAAGAUCGAAUACAGAGGAAGUUAUCGACGAUAAAACUCCCCUACUUCAUAGAGGAACUUCUCGUUCCAGAGCUCUCUUUAGGAAAAACCUCACCGGUUAUUAGGCGGACCAGUAAACCUGUGAUGGACGAGAGAGGACUGUGGAUAGACUUGGAUAUAAUAUAUGACGGACUGAUUGUACUUGCUUUACAGACUAAACUUAAUUUGAUGAGACUGAAAAACCCGCAAGCUUAUGACAAAUCUGCUAUAGUUAAAUGUGCUAUAUACCACUCCGAUGUCGAUGAUUCUGCCGAAAGCAGUACAGAUGAGGAAGGACUGCAUGAGCUACCCAAUACUCCUCAAGAUACCACAACAGGAAGUCAUGGCAAGAAAAAUCUGAUGAAGAUGGUAGAUCGGUUGGCUGAAUCGAAGUUUUUCCAAGCGGCUACCGAGAAUCGGUACAUUAAGAAGGCCAUGGAAGGUGUUUCAAAUACAGAUCUUCGAUUGACGGUAGAAGUAAAGUCGAUCGUCGGGACUCUAGUCUUAAAUAUUCCCCCUCCACCGACAGAUCGUAUCUGGAUAGGUUUCAGGCCGGUUCCCGAAAUUUCCCUGUCUGCCAGACCAAUCGUGGGCGAGAGAAACAUUAGUUAUAUUAUGGUAACUAGUUGGAUCGAGAAAAAAUUAGUUCAAGAAUUCCAGAAAGUAUUGGUGAUUCCCAACAUGGAAGACUUGGUCAUACCUGUGAUGAAUCCAAAAUUGCCGGAUUAAACAAAAUUGUUGUAAUUAUUUCAUUUACUUGGUGAUAGAAAAAAUACAGGGCAAACAAGGUGUCGAUUAACACUUAGUCGUAUUUUUUAAAAAGGAGUUCCAAUUGUCUUAUUGUCGCGUAGUGACGUUACUUGUUCUAUUUAAUUAAAAAUACGGAGAGGCAGUUGAAAUAAGAGAGGUUGAGUUAAAAGAAGUAUUAGAGGUUAAGUAAAAGUAUUUCCAUUAAUGGUUCAAUAAUCAUUAUGCAAGCUUUGCUUUCUGUUGGACCUGGAGUAUUUUGUGUUUCAACCUGUUUUCACCUUUUUUCCAUAUUUGUUAUCUCCAGUAUUUUUCUGUAUCUUCUUCCAUCACUUUUCUUCAUCGUAUAAAUAUUUGAUUGUUGAUCUUUUACCUGGUUAUAUCUACUCCGUUAUCGCUCUUAAAAUGUUUGUCUUUUCUCUAAACAGUGUGACCAUGUAUUCAUAUGUCAACUACAUGUAUAUUUCAUGUUUUAUCCUUUUCGUUUCUGUGGACUUCUUAGCUAUAUUUUUACAAUUUCUGACGUUUAAUCUCAUGUCCUUUCAGAAUUUUCCCUGAUAGUCUUCUACUGUCCUUCUACGUGAUUUAGCCAUUGUUUUGUUAUUGUAGCUAUUAUAAUUAUAUUAUCUAUUUACUUGAUCUUCUUAUCCACAUAUAAUUUAACCUUUUCCCGAACUAAUUUUCCUUUCCCGUAUUUACUAAUAGACUAGGCGGCAUCUGUAGAAAUUCAGACCAUAAUGGAAAUUUCGAGGGAAGCUAUUUUUUUUGCUGGAAUCCCUUCAGGAUAUGCCCAGUAUCGAUAAUCACGAUAUGCGCCAGUCGCAAACCCUGUGCUAAAUUUUUUAUUUAACAAAAUCUGAAAACAAUUGAAAAUUUCUCAUUUUUUGCUCCUAUUUUCAUUUAUAAUUCGAAAAAUAUUGAUCUUAG